AUGGGCAAGCAGGGAUGGAAUGCAGGAGGCCGCGGAGGCCAAGACAAGCAGUAUGGCAACUAUGGGCGCAAGUGGGACUAUUGGCCUGGUACCUGGCGCAGCCCUUAUCGGGCUCGCAGUCUGGAAUUCCCCAGCUACGAUGCGGACUGGAAGGGAGAGCAGCUGGUCGAAAUUCGGGAACGGGAUGCGGAACCGGACCCGACUACCCAGCUUAUGAACCACAUGCAGAGCACUAUCAACCAGUCCCGCAAGUACGACAACAAGUUGGCCAAGCUUCUGAGAGAACAGGAGGAGCGAUCCCGGAAGUGGGAGGCUUACAACCUCAAGCUUCAGAAAGCCUUUCAGGCGGAAAAGAAGCGACAUUAUGCAGAACAAGAACGGAUUGCCCGCGAGAUCGAAGAAAUCAAGGGCCUGCGAAAGCAGGCACACCACCACAUGGUGCAGACCGCGGAACUUGGCACGGCCGAGACUAUCCAGAUGAUGGAUGUGGAGACAAGAUCCCAAUGGGAAAAGAUUACAGGCGAACUUCGCGCCGAGCAGGAGGCCCUCCCUCGGUUCGGGGGUCAUCCAGCGAACAAUCAUAUGGCGGCCCCGCCCGAGCCGACUCACGAGAUUGCCGCGCACCCAGCUGCACCUCCUGGUGUCCCGUCGGAAGUUGUUGCACAGGCAUUCCGCCUGGGAAUCCGGCUCUUGCUUCGGCUGGGCCCCUUACGGAGCUACAGCGGAUUAUCUCCAAAGUCGAGAGUGGAGCCCUAUGUGGCAGCCAGCCCCAAGCCGGCCUUGGAUGCGGCCGGCAAUCUGGCCAGCAAGGAUACGGGACAACAGACUCUAGCAGACGAGCUGAAUGCAGCUCGAGGAAACGCCUUGGCCCCUUUCCGGGCGGGUGGUGUCAUCCCCACGACGGCUUCGGCAGAUGCGAGCACCGAUGGCCAUCAGGCGGCGGCUGCGAUCGAUCUGGACUCGCCCACCAAUGCAGAGCCGCCCCCUGGUUUGGAAUCUCCGGGGCUCAGGAAGAUGGAGUGCACUUACCUUCCCUCUGUGCACCCCCUUUUGAUGGGUGCCCUUCGUGCCAGUAUAUCCAUCAGCCUGAUGCGCCAAAGAGGAGAAUCGGUGGCUCUGGGUCUCCCGCUAGGUUGCGUUCGCAAAGCAGCCUUGGCCGAAGGCUCCGUGAAGCGAUGCUCGGGGCAACCUAUGCUCGCUUCCCUCGUGCCUCUUGCCGCAUGUGCAUCUCCUACCUUCCGGGAGAAGGUGGGUGCCGUGCCGCCGCGCAACAUCGUAAGAGGGAAGGGUUUUGCCAUAGGCUUGUGUGGUAGGAUUUGCCUAUGGGUGAUUCUUGCAUUGCAGUGCCCACAUUUGGUGUGGGCAGCCCCGAAGUGUGCGGCUGAGCUGACGCAAUUUUAUGGCCUCACUGACUUCGCAGGUGCCGAAGAUUUUCCUGUUGAGGGCAGUGCGCUUGCAGAUGCUUUGCCUGACCCCCUCCCAGGUCAUGAUAGCACCAGGCGCUACCUUGGUGUGCAGAUAAUGGCACCCAAUUUUCAGCAUGUGUAUAUGCAGGUGCCUGCAGACAGGUGGGCCAACCAAGAUGAUGUAAUGGCACAGGCUGUGGUUGCGGCAACACACCAUUUCCACCAUGAUUUUGCGCACGUGGUGCCCACGGACCCACAAAUCUUUCAGGGCUACGCAACUUUUGUUGCGGAAACUCCGUGGCUCGCUGCAUCGGGUCAAGUAGUUGUGGUUCUCGAUUUGCUUAGGCUUUCUGGCAAUCGCUUUGCUUGUAUGCUGCCCAACACGAUGUCAGUUGCACAACUUUCAGCCUAUAUUGCACCGCUAGUCGGCAUUGAUGCCGACAGCAUCGAAAUCUACAUUGGAGCGGCUCUCCGUGUUCGUGCCCCAGCUGAGGAGGUGCAACUGGUCUCUGGCCAAGUUAUUACUGCUAUGCCUCUUGGCAUUCUUCCUCAUUUUUGGGGAUCUGUCGAGGAGUUGCUGGCAAACCCUGAUUCGUGGGGCCCUGCCGAUCAGUUUCCACGGCCUUUGGCAAGAGCCGGAAUCUGUCUGCUGCAUGAGGGCAGGCGCUUCUUUGUCAAUCGUAGGUUUUAUCCUGGCCAGCCGGCCAACGAAGCAGCGGCGCAGUGCGCGGGACUGACCCCCAGCACCUCAAUCAUGCGUGUAGCCAGGUCGCCAGCCCUGGAGAAUGUGGCCAUGCAUGGAAACGACUGCAAGGGUGUCGCUUGCGUGGUAGGGGUCCCACCGCCACCCACCUCUGCUGAUUCCCCAGAUCGAGGGGACAAUGUGCUCUUCUUUGAUCUGAGGCCACUUUUGCAAAGGCCUAUCUACCACUAUCAGAUCGGUCAGACCAGACAUUGGCCGACCGUUCUGUCGUCUCUUGGCGUUUCAGCACCUCGAGGCAUGCAGCUUCAGAUUGAGGGAGCCAGCCAUUCUGAUGGAUUUGUCACCACGUCCUCGGGACAUACAAUUGUUGUCCGAGCCUUUUGGCCACCCGUGGAUGACGCGUCGCUGCGGGAUGUCGAGAAUGCCUCCGAGGACCGCGAUGAUGAGUACCAAGAUGACCACAGCAAUGGGCCCGGAUCUGAAUCUGGUGCCCCAUCAGUCUUUGAUUCGUCAGAAGCCGAUUCGGAUGCGAAUGAAGCACCCAGUCGGCCCAGAAGCCGCUCGCCACGGCGCUACGGCGCGGCGGGAUGUUGUGCUGCACAUCUUCGCCAGAAAAGCCCAUUUACCGGCCCAGCUGACAUGUGGAUUUGCAGUCUACUCAAGCACGCUCCUCCUCGGGAGCCCUGCAAUGACACCCCUGUCUAUGUUGGCAAGGUUCAUGGACCCCUUUCAGGUGUUUGUUGGUCAAUUGUUACCAAUGGCACCGAGUGCAUGAAAAGGUAUUGGGGCAAUGCUGAUUUCAACAGCUUCAAACCUACAUGUCCAGAGCUCGAGACCGCCCGGCAACUACGACUGGCCUCUUGUAUGGUGUGCUGUCUCCGCGCGCUUUGCGUUGUAGUUUGCGUAGAGACUGCAGCCCUUUCAUGGUGUGCUUGGGCAUUUGUUGCUCGUUGCUUUGUUGCAAAAGGUCAGGAUUCCUUGGGCUCUCAGGCGCCACAAGCCGCCAGGGAUGAGCGCAAUGCGCAGCUCCUGCGCACCCCUACGCAAGGGCCGCCUUCCCCCCUGCAGAGCCCCACGCCUGAUUUUCAGAUCGACCACCCGGCCACAGGGCAGCAACCACGCCCGUUGGUGGUAAGGCACUGGACUUUUGUCGUCCUGUACCCCCAGCAUUCGAGGGAAGAUGUUGUGGUGCCGCUUCCUGCGCCGUGUCAUGUGCAACAGGCAAUCAAUGCUGUGUCAGCCGCCAGGGACGAGCAACGCCAAUUGCUUUUUGGCAAUCUGAUCCCGGUUGUGCCCCAGCCUGCAGACGAUUUUGGCACGCUCAUCGCCGCACCUGCAGCGGUCGCAUGUUGCGUCGUGUGUGUCGACCUACGUCAGGUUGAUGGGCGAUUCUUCUGUUUGAACUUGCCCGACCGGAUGAAUAGAGAAUCGUUGCUUGCUGCCUUUGGCCUGACCGUCACCCCUGGCCUUGAUGUAUUAUGCUCCUGCGCAGAGACCACUGGGUUGCUCAUCCGGAGCUGCCCCGUGCCAAUUUCGGCCGACGGUUCUGGGUCUUGA
Molecule: messenger RNA, 3666 nt
Organism: Symbiodinium necroappetens
Lineage: Eukaryota; Dinophyceae; Suessiales; Symbiodiniaceae
Source: the annotation of a GenBank genome assembly